Molecule: messenger RNA, 261 nt
Organism: Gongylonema pulchrum
Lineage: Eukaryota; Metazoa; Nematoda; Chromadorea; Rhabditida; Gongylonematidae
Source: the annotation of a GenBank genome assembly
AUGAACAUUUUGCAAGGUGCUGCCAUUAACAAAUGUUUAGAUUUCGGUGUACCCGGAAAGCCUAUUGGCGAUUCGAACAAAUGUGUGUUCAUGUUCACGAAGCCUCAGGGAUGGUUCAACAGUCCGCGAUAUCCUGCAAAUUAUCCGCUUGAUACAAACUGCACUUACAUUAUCAAGGCUAAUCCGGAUGAGCAGAUCCAGGUGUACUUUGAACAGUUCGCGCUUCACAUCGACGAACAUCCCUCCGCCGAAACUAGGUAA